GGACAGGUAAGCCUUCGUAAAUUAAACCAGAAAAACGGGAAGGUAUUGUAGAAAGCGCACCAAGAACAAAAUGCAAAUGGGUGAACGGUGGGGUUAGGGGAUUUCCGAAGUAACCCACUGAAGGCCGCCCCUACCGUACACACACAUACACACACACUCACAAAUGAUGGAGCUGGAGAAACUGCAGUCGGGCGACCCGUGCCGAGAGUGCCUGGACCUGGGCCUGGACCACAGGCUACGCUACUUUUACAUCAGUCUCGAGGAGCAGCUGCUAAAGUGCGAGUCCCGCAGCUGCCUUUGGCCACAAAACGAUGAGGUUUCCUCUGACGAGGAAUUCGACUUUGGAGAAACAGUUCCCAUUGAAGCCCCACAAAAUGAAAACACUGCUGCUCCAGACGAGGCCGAUGAGUUCAUCCUGCAGCUGCUGCAGGACCUGGGGUCAGGCGUAGAGCCAGCAGCAGUGGAGACCCAGCCGGCGUCUGAUUUGAAUCUCAUCUCCAUGCCGGAUCUUCUUUCUGGUCCUCUUACUGAACCUGAGGCUUGUACAGGGCUAGAUUUUAGCUGGCUGGAGCCGAGCAUUCCCGAUAAGAGUGAAUUCCCGAAUCGCGUGAUAACCAAAGAAGAAAUUCCGCAACUGCCUAAGACGCUGCAGACUGCGCCUAUGCUUAGUCCAAAUACUGAUACCUUCAACACUGCGCCGAUACUCAGUCCCAGAGCUAGGCCAAGGAGCGAUCCCUUCUGCACUCCGCUCCCGAAGGCAUCCACUCUGCCCCGGAAAGAAGCAAACCUUAAUCCAGUGCCCUUGAAGACGGCAUCAACACAAGCGAGAAUUACCGAGAAAGAAAUUCUCAGCAAGGACAACCCGUUCCUGGACGCCAUAAAGCGGCAUGAUGUUACGCCAACCCGCAGCUCAAAGACGACGCGCAGACGCCCAGUAGUCAGAACUGGGACGGGCACGGCUUUGCGGACGCAGGCGGUGAUGCAGCUGCUCAAGCACCGGCAGGAGCAGGCAGUGGGAGCCGACUCGGAAGUGAAGCGCCCACCACAGCUAUGAAAAUUUGCAAUUCUUUUUGUUUGAAUAAAUUUGCGAAUGGAAUUAUGCAUAUGAGAAUACGAGAAA
This is a messenger RNA of Drosophila persimilis, 1120 nucleotides long. RefSeq lists its product as uncharacterized. The record is from RefSeq and is a predicted model, not a curated record. Bases 164 to 1054 code for a protein of 296 amino acids. Lineage: Eukaryota; Metazoa; Arthropoda; Insecta; Diptera; Drosophilidae. The transcript has a single exon.